CCCCCGACUGCCCGGAAGAGCUGCCCGACUCAUUCUUAAAUAUUAUAGCUCAAAAUCGUCUGCUAAACCCUCUUAAGUCCAUUAAACGCUAAAUGUAUAACAUGUGCAAGUUAUAACAGCUAAAAAUAGAUCAUUUCCCAGAAGCCUAAACCGAAAGUAGGAAUUUUUGUGAAAAUUACUGCGCGAAUCAUUUUAAUGCUGACGUGUACAUCGGAGUACAAAUAAACACAUCUCGGUAGCACAAGUUCAGUAAUCUUUGAUUCACCAUGGCUUCAGCUUCAGAUUCACUUGACCUUGAAAAUGCGUCAUUGUUGGGCGAGAUUGUUGAGCUGUUGGAUAUGGGUCGAGAUGCCGAGGUGAUAAUGCUGAUUGGGCAGAGUGGGGCUGGUAAAAGUGCGAUGCUCAAUACCAUCCACAAGGUGUUAACUGGAGAAAAUUACACCCUGGCAAAACAAGGAGCCGGCCAUGCGCAAUCUGUUACCCUUGACCUUGGAAGAUAUGACAAUUGUGGUGUUGACUUGAAGACUAUCCGAGAUGAUUCAAGGAAAGAAAAAAUUGCUGCAGUUGUACACAAACUGCCACAUAUAGUUGAUUGUGCUGGCCUGGGAGAUGAUGACUCACCAGAGUUACGUGAAAUAUUAGAACGUCUUGUAGGAGGUUUUAUACCAAAAGGUACAAACAUUGAAGCGUUGCAGUCAAAACAGAAAGAAUUUGGUGUGGGAUGUCUGUCGAAACUAUAUCCAAAGUCAAACCCUGCUGACACGGUGACAAAGGUUGUAUUUAUACAAAGCUGUAGAAAUGUCAUACCAAGAAACUUGAUAAAUUGUUUGAACCAAGUCCUCAAAAUAACAGACCCUACAACCUUGAAAAGAAAAUAUACCGCAGAAGUGUUUCUACUGAUAUCAAAGUUCGACUUGGUUCGUGACCCGUCUGUUCAUAUCUCAACCGGAAGUGACGAAGAAAGUAUGACACUUGAAGAAUUCGUCAAGGAGGAAAACGAACUGGCUCCCGAGUUUAAUAUUGUAGGAGCAUUGGAAGCUAACCGCAUUCGUUGGGCAAGUUAUACUGACAGGAUUCAAGGCAGAAAUGAAUACAUAGAGAAUAUUGCUCUCAAGUUCCUUAGGCGAAUGGUUCAACCUGGAACCCCGAAGACAGACACGACUGAACCCGUCGUCGGUACAAUGAAGACUUUUGAACUAUGCAUGUUUAGAUUAUCGAACCAGAUCAAGCAGUUCUUCUUACAAGACAUGCAGUUAAAUAUAACACCGGCUUGGUUUGUUACCGCUGUUGUGUUUGUAGUGGUUAUUGCAGUACUGUACAAACUACUGAUGUCCAGUGUUUAAAGUGGAAGAGUCAAGAAAACUACGGCUAACUCCGGAUCACUUCGUCAUUUUCCGUGUCUUACAAGUGAAAAGUAAUACAUGUAUUUUGAUAUGCUCCUGGUCAAGUGAAUUGUCAUUUGUUACAGAAAGUUACAUUUUUGCGAUUUUUCGUGAAACAAUUACAUAUAUUUGACAUCAAAGGAACAAAGUUGUCACAUAAUAUUUUGUCAAUCAUUUGUUGUUAAUUUAAAAGGCUCACUACUAAUAACCCGUCUUUUGAUUGUAGUUUGUAAAAACAAAGCCUUCAUAAUUAUAAUGAACUGACAAUA
Molecule: messenger RNA, 1651 nt
Organism: Ruditapes philippinarum (Manila clam)
Lineage: Eukaryota; Metazoa; Mollusca; Bivalvia; Venerida; Veneridae
Exons: 5
Coding region: 267-1343 (358 amino acids)
Source: RefSeq, a predicted model, not a curated record